Messenger RNA from Cimex lectularius (bed bug), 1944 nucleotides. Its product is annotated as sporulation-specific protein 15-like. The transcript has 7 exons. Bases 412 to 1923 code for a protein of 503 amino acids. The record is from RefSeq and is a predicted model, not a curated record. NCBI's taxonomy places the organism in Eukaryota, Metazoa, Arthropoda, Insecta, Hemiptera, Cimicidae.
CAGAUGGACUUUUUACAUUUGUUUAUUUAUUUUUGCUUCAAAUACCAUCAAACAAAAUUUAAUCGUGCAAUGCAAACAACAUAGAAAAUAGGAGCGAAUCGAAGACAGUGGCUAUGGCGGACACGACAUAAAACUAUGAGAUUUUAGGUUACAUUUAAUAUUACACUGGGACAUAAAUCGACAUAGCUGAACCCAACACGAACAUCCUGCAAAUACCAACAAGUUGGAGAGGAACAAUAGCCAUAGCCAGUUCUUCACACUCUCAAACUGGGUAGCCAAUUAUCUGGAUUGUCAAGCAAUGGUUCGGGUUUAUCCGAACUACAUUCUACUCCCUCUCCUCCGAGCAAUGAAUCGGUGACUUGGGUUACAGAACCAUUACCAAAGACUCAGCCAGAUAUUAGUCCUGUGAAGAUGAGUAACCCUGGUGCUGUCGGAGAUGCUCCAGCUUCAGACAUAACAGAUGCGAUUGGCCAACACAGUUCAUUAUUUGACGUUGAUGAAUUAGAAUCCUCGUCGGAAAAUUCUAUGUUCGCUCAGCCUAGUACAACAUUUUCAUUUAGCGAUCAUUCAAGUACAGAGGAAAUUAUCGAAACCACUAACGUCCUAAGGAAAGAAUCGAGUGGCAAGUUAACUGAGGCAACUGAGACACUGAGCCCAAGUGAAGAACUUGAUACUGAAAACUCGGAAGAAAGCUUCACUCCAACUGAGCCGUUUGUUUCUGAAAUUAAAGAGCAGCAGGAGCCAGAAGGUAUUUACUGCAUGUUCCCUCCACCGCCGCCUUCCAUCAACUUCAUCACCGAAUCACCUCUUAAAAUGUUCAAGCAAUUCACAUCAACAGAAAAUUCAGACGAAUUGAAACCAAUCCUUUCCGAGCCAUCAUACACUUUGAUUGUUUGUCCAAAAUUACCUGUUGACAACUCGAGUGACAAAAGCUUGGCUCAGACAGUUUCAACACAAACAAUCAAAUUCAAUGGGCCUGAUAAUUCUGAAAGUGAAUAUAUCAACUCGGAUUGUAGCAAUCAGUCGACGACUGCUAGUUCUCUUAUAUCAGAAAAGGUAUCAUCAAAUUGUGCGACAACAAAGCAAUCAUCUUGCUUUGAAACGAAACCAUCCACUCCGUCAGUGAACACAAAGUCAUCGAAGACUUUUGAAUUUGAACAAGGAUUAACAAGUUCUGAGAAUAGUGAGAAUGAAGCUAUUCUUGAAGGUUUAACAAAUCAAAAUAAAACAAAAGAACAGCCCCAAUCAACUUGUCUUCCUGAGAAUACUAAUGACAACAACACAUAUGAAAAAGCCAUUCAUAAUUCUUUGAAUGAGGCAUUGAACACCGUUUUUAGUGAUGGAGCGAUAAAAGUUGGCAACCUGGCUAACCGAAUCAUUGAAAAUCUGAAAGAGGCCUCUGGGAGCAAAGACCAACUUGCUGAGAUGCUGCAGAAGAACGAGGAAUUGAAAGUGUUUGUUGGAAAAUUAAUUCAGCUUCUUGAAGAGAAGACCAAUCUUUGCUCCAAUCUCGAAAAACAAAAUCUUGCUUUAAGUCAUCAGGCUUCUUCUCUGAAGGAUGUAAUCAAUAUUACAAAGGAUCUUCUGAGCAUAAGAAAUAUGGAGGUUGAACACCUUCACACUGAUCUCAACUCAAUGGAGAUGAUGAUCAAAGACGAGCGUACCAGGCAUAAUCUUUCUGUGCAGCGUCUACAAGAAGCUAUGAAGUGUCCUUUCAGGUUAAAUGAACAGCUCAAAAAGGAGUACUUGCUUCAAAUGGACCUAUUCACAAAGCUGAAAGGGAAGUACACAGAGAAAAUACUCGAUCUCUCUGACAACAAUCGCCAGUUCAAUGAUUUCAUCAAAAGCCAGAAUUUACAAUUCGUUCCGAAAGAACGAACAAAAAUGGUCGAAGCGAUUGUGAACGAGUCUGAUAAAAAAUAAACACUGAUGUAUGAUGUACAA